Molecule: messenger RNA, 2282 nt
Organism: Anopheles darlingi
Lineage: Eukaryota; Metazoa; Arthropoda; Insecta; Diptera; Culicidae
Product: UDP-glucosyltransferase 2-like
Exons: 3
Coding region: 140-1729 (529 amino acids)
Molecular function (GO): UDP-glycosyltransferase activity
Source: RefSeq, a predicted model, not a curated record
CCGUAACGAUACCUUAAUUGACCUUAGCAACUGAUCUUGCUAUCUUAUCAAACGAUGGCACUGAUUGUUGCCGCAGUCUGGGUAAAAUUUGGGAUUCGUUUUCGCUAAUAAUCUACAGUCGUGUCUGGAAGGUGAAAGAAUGAGGUCUAACGUUGCUUGCCUUGCGCUGUUGGUAGUGAUCGGAUGGCUCGGAGGGGCCAGCCAGGCGGCCAACAUUCUCUACAUCAACACCGUCGCAUCACCCAGCCAUUUUGGAUGGAACCGAGCUCUUAUGUAUGCGCUGGCGGAGCAAGGUCAUAACUUGACCGUGUUCGGUGUCGACCACGAGGAGAAUCCACCGGCCAAUGUGACCUUCAUACUGCUGGAGGAUGUGUACAAGCAGCUUUACAGCGAUCCUACCUUGGAUACGGACUUUUUCGCGAUGAGCAAAAUCUCCGUAUUCCAGAUGCUGAAGCUAUACGAUGAGUAUAUGCUGGGAACGUGCGAGAUCGCGUUGCGAACCGAAGGAGCUAAACGGUUACGUGAUUAUCCACCGGACUUUGGAUUCGAUCUGAUCAUUCAUGAUUAUCUGUCUGGCCCAUGCCUGGCGGCGCUGGCUCAUCAUCGGUUCGGUCAGCCGCCAGUCGUGGCCGUAACCGCUUAUCACGGUGCAUCGACAACCAUCUCUAUCACAGGCGCCUACCAAUACUCGGCGCUCGUCCCGAACCACGCACUAGACGCCAUGGAGGAGAUGAGCUACCGGGAGCGCUUCGUCAAUCUGUUGGCCAACAUGUGGGAAGAGAUGCUGCAGCGUUGUGAUAUCGUACCGCGUACCAACCGGGUACUGCGGGAGUACGAUCCGACCAUACCGGAUGUUGCGGAGUUCAAUCGUGGGACGAAGCUCGUACUGCUGAACUCGAAUCCAAUCAUCCAGUUCACGGAACCACUGAUGCCAAACAUUAUUCCCGUCGGGGGGCUACAGAUCGUUAAACCGAAACCAUUGCCAGCGGAUCUCGCCAAGCUGCUCGAUGCAGCCGGGGAUGGCGGUGUUAUCCUCUUCUCGCUGGGAACGAACGUGCGCAGUGAUAUGCUGGGUGAGGUACGUAUCAACGCGAUUCUCGAUGCGAUGCAGGCGCUACCAGAAUACACGUUCCUGUGGAAGUUCGAGUCCGAUACUAUCACUCGCCGGUUGCCACCGAACGUGCACAUCCGGCCAUGGAUGCCACAGAACGCGCUGCUGGCACACCCCAAGCUGAAGCUGUUCAUUACGCACAGUGGCUUGCUCAGCACCCAGGAAGCAAUCUGGCACGGAGUGCCCGUAAUCGGGUUUCCCGUGUUUGCCGAUCAGUUCAAGAACAUUAACUACUGCGAGGCAAAGGGUGUCGGUAAACGAUUGAGUAUCGAACACCUGAACACCCAACAGCUAAUCGCUACCAUCCGGGAAAUUAUGACUAAGGAAAGCUAUCGUACCAACAUGAAUCGUAUGUCUAAGCUGUUCCGUGAUCAGCCAGAACAUCCCCUUGAUCGAGCAGUCUGGUGGGUGGAGUGGGUCUUGCGGAAUCCAGAUGCAACGGAGUUGUUGUCGCACGCAUCCCGCAUGCAUUGGUUCUUCAAGUACUCGUACGAUGUGUUGCUGCCACUGUUUGCAGCUCUAGCCAUCUGUUGCCACAUCGUGCUGUUCGGCGUGCGUCGACUGUUCUGCCGAAAGGCAAAGACUGUGGGAGCACACGGAAAGCAGAAGAGAUCAUAAGAUGACGCACCGAAGUGCAUACCAAGGUUCCAACCACCCGGCAACCGGUGCUAAAGUGUUAUACCAAAAAGGGAGGCUAGUGAUAAGAAUUCUACUACUUUUUUUGUAUGGGAGGGCAAAGGCACUUCGCAUUUCCGCAAAUCAUGACCGCGGGUAUCCAGGUGGUUACGAUGAUAGGGGAGAUAACGUUCCUGCAAGUCGUUGAUAACAAAACUGGUUUAAAAUAGAAACCAAAGCCUUGAUUCUUUCCUUGUUUUUUUUUUGUUGCUCUCAGCAGCUGAUAGAUUCACCUUAUCCAAAUACCUUCUUUUUAUCAAACAAAAUUUCAUGGCAGUGUUUCAACUAUGAGACUACGAGAUACGUCAUGAUUAGCUGAAAUGGACUUUGGUCAAUGAUGGGUUUGAUUAAAUAAUCGAAAUGGGCAAAAUUUGACCACGAAGACCAUGAGAACAAGACCAUCUACACCGUUUUAUCCAAUUCCCGGAUUUCUCAAUGUUUUCGUCAAACCGAUAGUGUACAAAAGAGGCAAAAGAAUAAGAAAAUGCACCAUCAA